AGCUGACAUCACAAAAAAAAUGAAAAGAAAAUGGCUGAAAGAGAAAGAUUUCACUGAUCUCUGUGUAAUUUUUAAGAUUUCUUUUUCAUCAAUCAUCUAUUUGUAAUGUUAUUUACCAAGAAUUCAAUCUACUAUUUCCGGCUAGUUAGCUCUUUUAAAUAUGGCUGUACCAGGAAACAGCGUUGCCAAUAGUACUGUUCUGUUUCGUGAAGUUCACAAGAAUGCCUGGCUCAGAAGACUCCCGACAGAUGAAAAGAAGAUUGGCGCUCAUUCUAAGAAAGGAGAGCGUGUGUGGUGCGUAUUCUGUGUGCAUGACGACGUGGAACCAUUCAUUGAGAUCUAUGGCGACCAGAAGAUGGCGGCGGCACACAAGCCUGACUGGUGCGCCUCUCUGGCGCGCGCACUGCACGUGUCACCCACCAUCUGCCCACAAGACCAACAGUUCGAGUUUGUCGUCACGCUGCCUGACACUGCGCUGCGUCUCUCUGCACCAUCAUGGGAGGUGAUGAUGGAAUGGGUGGACAGCAUAGGCUGCAAGCUGCGUGAGAUGCACGUGCUGUCGCCCAAGGAGAACGUCUACAGCCGGCAACCCGAGACGAGGGCCCCUCUGACCCCCCUGCUCCCCACCCGCGACCCCAACUCCCCCCUGCCCCUCCCGCCUAGUGUGCCCCCUAUGCUGGUGCCAGGCGUCGAGGCGCUCUCUCUCACCACCACCACCACCACCACCACCACGACAACCUCUCUCACUUCCACCCUCUACAUAUCGAACUCUCAGUCCGAUCCUGACUCACCGCUCACCCCCUCCUCGCAAAACAUCACCGUCAUCGAAGUCAGUGCCAACCCCAUCGACUAUGAGCCGUCGACUGCCGAAACUAGUUCGGGCCUUAUCACUAGUGCGCACACUCUAAUCAACCGUGAAGAUCAUGAUGAUGAUGAUGAUGAUGAUGAUACUGUUAACGACGAUGAUAGUUUAGAUGAAGAAAACAUUUUUGACGACGAUGUUGCUGCUGUAACAUGUCCCCCCUUGCCGCGGUUGCCCUCUCAGCUCAACAGAACUAAUCCUAGCUGUGAUAGAAGUAGAAAUAGUCAUAACAAUAGUAACAACAGUGCUCAGCUCACUAGUCAGCUGAUCGAAGUUGAAGCUGCGAGUGUUGCAACUACGAAUCAGUCUCAUCGCAGCUCUCGAACGACGAAUGCAAGUGCAAGUGACAUGGAAGCAACAGCAGCACCUGUGCCACCCGCCAGUCCUGCUCUCUACGAACACGUCUUCCUCUCUUCCAGUCGGCAACCGCCCACCACCUCUCCACCUCCUCCUACCAGUACUACUUCUGCUGCUGCUGCUGCUGCUACUCCUCCUCCUGUUGAUACUAAUAGUGCCUCCUCUUCCUCCCCGCCUCCACCACUGUCUGCGGAUCUCCGAUACUCUCAAGUGCAGCAAUUAUAUCAGAACGCAGUUUUCUGUGAGCGUGUGGUGCCUCCAGUGAAUGCAAUUCGACCAAGAUCUGGCUUGAGACCCAAUCGGAGAAGAAGUAGCGAUAGCUCUGUGCCAGCUGACCGCAUAAGGAGGCUGCAGGCCCCACCUCAUCCCUUCAGACAGCAGCCAAUGGCAGAGGCGGAGGGUGGCGUGACGCUUCGCGAGCGGCAGGUGACGCAGCUGCGGCGAGAGAUGGCGCAUCAGGGCGGAGUGAGGCUCCAGCUAAGAAGGAAGGACUGUCUCGGCUCCAUAGCGCUCGUCGAUGCAUUUGGAGCUGUAUGGAUAGCUGGAUGGAAACAGAAAGAGCACCCAAUGCUGUACAAUGCACUUCAUAUUGGUGAUAAAGUCAUCAGUGUAGCUGGUGUCAGAGUUCAAAACAGUUGUGAUGCUCACAAGCUAAUCAGAGGAGCUCCAAGUCUUUAUGUGGCGCUGGUGAUCAGACGGGUGCCGUGCGGCCGAGUGCUAGCGGUGCGGCGGGAGUGGGAGGGGCAGUGUGUAGGUGUGGUGCAGGAGGGGGGCACGGCCGAGAUUAAGGAGGUGGUGGCGGGGGGGCUGGCCGCUCAGGGGGGCUUGCCCCCGCGUGCCCCCACCCACGACGGCCUGUCACUGACCAGCUGGUCGCUCACUGAGAUCAACGGUCGGCCUCUCAACCUCUUCUUCAAGGACAAUGAGGUACGGGAUCGACUCAACGCCGUUGGCCUCGACAUCUCCUUCCUCGUGCAGCCCACUGACCUUGUCAAACAGAUACGGCGCCAGCUCAAGGCGCUCAGGGGAUACAAGGACUACAUUGUGCAGUAAGGCACAGUGGCACUUCACAUGUUUGGCCAUAUGGUUCGCACAGGCUUCUUCACUGUGCUGCACUUCGCACAUCUUCUCGAAUCUCCUCGUUUUGGCCUAUGCUUAUUCCCUUCCAACCGGAUAGCAGCAUCAAAAGGUUUAUUUUGUCGGCGUUCUACUAGUGAGAGUACAGCUGGCUUCGGCGGUGGUCUAUUCUGAGUGCCAGCUCCAAUCUUCUGCAUCAAUUUACUGGAUAGCAUUUCCAUAUAAACACUUCUCCCAAAAUCUUAGUUAGAAAAGUGCUUCAUGUCCAACUCUUUAUGCAUAAUGAAAGAAUUUAUCACGCAGCAAUCUAGGAAGUUGUAUUAAUAAUCUCGGCCACCACUUUUUACUUUUUCGGUCAAUAGAGUAGUCCCCUUUCAAUCGAUCAAAGUUGUCAUCAAAGUUCAUUUUUGAGUGGUUGUAAUCAGGGAGAAUUUUUGGACAAGGUACAGUAUUUUUUGUUCCAUCUUUCUCUUUUCUCUGCACAGACACUGUCUCAUUUUGUGUGUGAUAAUUGGACAUCAAAUUGACACACUUAGUGUCUUUACACUUGUAGACUGAAAUGCUAUGAUUACUGACAUUCAAAUCAAAUUCCCCUAUCUCUAGAAGUUUGUCUUCUGUUAGCUUUGGUAGAUUCUUCCUUGCUUGAUUCAGUGUCCCACAUGCUAAAAUAUAUUUUUCUUUCAAUCUCAAAAAUAAUGGGUAUGAAGUGAAGAAGUUGUCCAUCACAACAAUAUGGUAUUUACCAGCAAGACUUGCACAAAAAUCACUUUCAACACAUUCACCUAAUCCCACUUCUACAGAUUCCUUCAGUUUUCCUGUAUAUAUUUGAAAUUUGAGGUUGUAUCCUGUGCUGUCACACAUCAUCCAUAUCUUAUACCCUCGUUUGAUAGGUUUAUCACGCAUAUAUUGUUUCAUGAAACAUCUUCCUUUGAACUUCACCAUUGAGCAACACAUUGAUGAGGGUUAUAGCAGACUGCAAAUGUCUUUGACAAUUAAUACAUCUAUCAAUGGUCGAAUUUCAUAUAGUUUGUCAUAGUCUGGAUCCUCUCUUCUUGGCAUUAUCUCGUUGUCAUUGAUGUGUAGGUGUGACAGGAGCAGACUGAAACGUUUGACUGGCAUUAGGCAGGAAACAAAGUUGUCAUGCAGGUCAGGUUGAGUGCUCCAAUAGUCCCUAUAGCUAGGUCAUUUUUUUAUACCCAUGUAUAUGUAAGUUUAUACCCAGAAAUAUCGUUAUUUCAUCAAUGGUUUUGGGAGUUAUUGUUUUGUUUUGCCACCAUCAUCAUCAUUAUCAUCAUCAUCUUCAUUAUCUUCCAGAUCCAUGCUAGCACUUUUUGGGGGCCUUGCUGAUUGAAGUGCCUUCUGAGUCAUGUAGAGAUUUGUUUGAAAAACCAGAUGUUCAAUAAGUUCAUCAGGGAAAAGUUGAUUGAAUAAUUUAUAUGGCGUUGGAUCUUCCAUGUCUCUGAUUUUAGAGCUGAUUCCAGGAGGUCCAUCAGGUAUAAAUUCUUGAUUUAUUUCUAUCAAAUUUAAAUUGUCCUGAUCCCAUGAUGGUGCUGAAAAUGCUGGUGAGGGAGUUGAACCUUUCUUUUGUUUCUCAACCUUGAUUUAGCAUGCUGGUGGCUUGAUGUACUUGAAGACUUUUUUAUAUUUGGGAUUUUCUUGUUUUCAUUGUAUUCAGUAGAAGGAGUUGAAGCAGAGCUUGUAGAAACCGGAGAUGAUGAAGGAGGAGAAUUAUUCAAAGGACAGGGAUAAAAAAUCAGUACUUGUACUUGGAUUUGAGUCCGGAAUGAAAUCUAAACCAGAAAUAUCAUGUUCUAUAAAAAAAGGUUCAUCAUCUUCCGAUAUAUCAUCUAGAUCUAAACUAUCAUUAUCAGAAGGAAUGUCCACUAAAAGAAACUAUUCCACUUUCCCUUCUGAUAGAUAAACUCUAUCUUUAUGCGGUUUCAUUUCUUAUAAUGUCAAAGUCUAUUUAUUAAAAUCAACAUUAAUAAAUUCGAAAAAAUAAUGUUCAGUCACCAAAUAACUUCACUUCCAAACUAAGUUAGCCUAGUAUAAUCUAUUCUACUAUUUCCACUCACUAUUUUCUAAAACUCAAUAUACUUACAGUUAUUCGAUAAUAAGGAUUAAUUAGCCUACUAUAAUUAUUUAUAAUUAUUUUGGCAAGUAAUAAUCAUUAAAAUCAAGUAGCAAACAGAUGAGCCUCACGUUGACGCGAUCAGUGAAAUCUGAGGUUAAGUGUCUGAUCUACAACAUGCAUUAUAUGGACGUUGGUUAGCAGCACUAAUUAAACUAAUGUAACGACAUUAUAAUUGGACAUUUCAUAAAAACCACUGAAAAUGUAAGAAUUUACUACUAAAAUAUUCACUCUUAUAAAAUAUAUCUUAAUAAUUUAUUGAAAAAGAUAAUUUUUUUACUAUUGCAUAAUAGGCGGAAAAUAUAUGAGGUUUUGCAAAUAAGAGACCACUGACGUCAUGAUU
This is a messenger RNA of Nilaparvata lugens (brown planthopper), 4770 nucleotides long. Its product is annotated as formin-like protein 7. The record is from RefSeq and is a predicted model, not a curated record. The transcript has 10 exons. Bases 161 to 2272 code for a protein of 703 amino acids. Lineage: Eukaryota; Metazoa; Arthropoda; Insecta; Hemiptera; Delphacidae. Gene Ontology annotation, cellular component: cytoplasm; plasma membrane.